Messenger RNA from Erigeron canadensis, 1278 nucleotides. RefSeq names its product glucan endo-1,3-beta-glucosidase 11. The record is from RefSeq and is a predicted model, not a curated record. NCBI's taxonomy places the organism in Eukaryota, Viridiplantae, Streptophyta, Magnoliopsida, Asterales, Asteraceae. Bases 10 to 1155 code for a protein of 381 amino acids. Gene Ontology annotation, biological process: carbohydrate metabolic process. Gene Ontology annotation, cellular component: plasma membrane. The transcript has 3 exons. Gene Ontology annotation, molecular function: hydrolase activity, hydrolyzing O-glycosyl compounds.
UUCAAAAAGAUGGAUCUCUCUAAAUUAUAUCGCGGUCCCAUUGUUCUUCUCUUGAUCGUUUUUACCAAUGUUUUAUUAGCUAGUGCCUUCACGGGUACGUAUGGAGUCAACUAUGGAAGGAUAGCGGACAACAUCCCCCCUCCGGAGAGUGUUGUGACCCUUAUGAAGGCCUCCAAGAUUAAAAACACACGCAUAUAUGACGCCGACCAUGAAGUUCUCAAGGCCUUUAAAGGGUCAGGCAUUGAGAUCAUUAUUGGUCUUGGGAACGAGUUUAUAAAGGAUAUCAGCGCAAGCCAAGAUCGAGCCAUAGACUGGGUCAAACAAAAUGUAGAGCCGUUUGUACCCGGGACCCGUAUUCGUGGGAUUGCAGUUGGGAAUGAGGUGUUAGGUGGUGCUAAUCAAGAGCUUUGGGAGGUCUUAUUACCAGCUGUGAAGAAUAUCCAUACUGCCCUUGAGAACCUUCACCUAGCUGAUGAUGUCGAGGUUUCUAGCCCUCAUUCGGCUGGUGUGUUUGCGAGUUCAUUCCCUCCAUCCGCAGGGGCGUUUAAGGAAACCUUGGUUCCCUACAUGAAGCCCCUUCUUGAGUUUUUCUCACAAAUAAAAUCACCUUUCUAUAUAAACACAUACCCUUUUCUUGCGUACAUCAGUGACCCUGAACACAUUGAUAUAAACUAUGCCCUCUUUAACAAGAAUCCAGGCAUAUAUGAUUCAAAAACAAAACUGCAUUACGAUAACAUGUUUGAGGCGCAAAUUGAUGCUACAUAUGCUGCUUUAGAAAAAGCAGGAUUUGCUAAAAUGGAGGUUAUAGUAUCCGAAACGGGCUGGGCUUCACAUGGAGAUCCAAAUGAAGCAGGUGCUACAGUUAGCAAUGCAAGGACUUACAAUUUCAAUUUACGUAAAAGACUCCUUAAGAAGAAGGGUACCCCUUACAGACCCAAAAAGGUAGUCAAAGCAUAUGUUUUUGCCAUGUUUAACGAGAAUUUAAAGCCUGGCCCGACAUCUGAAAGAAACUUCGGGCUAUUCAAAGCAGAUGGUAGCAUUGCUUACGACAUCGGGUUCACUGGACUUGUACCCUCUUCAGCAACAUCUAGUUUCUCUUUCAAGGGCGCUGGGUUGAUAUAUGCAGUAUGUGCUGCAGCUUUAGUACUGCUAUAACCUCAUGACAACUCAAAUAUUUGUGCGAUCAAGCUUCAUAAUUUGAUAACCUAAUGGAACAAACACGAUCAUUGUGUUAAGUUUGUAGUGUUCAUAUACGUAGAGAGUAAUAUAUGUUAUUUG